Messenger RNA from Sorghum bicolor (sorghum), 3172 nucleotides. Its product is annotated as PHD finger protein At1g33420. The record is from RefSeq and is a predicted model, not a curated record. The transcript has 5 exons. Lineage: Eukaryota; Viridiplantae; Streptophyta; Magnoliopsida; Poales; Poaceae. The coding region runs from base 1006 to 3078 and encodes 690 amino acids.
UAGACUUAGUGGAGAAUGAUGUGGACACCUUGCAUGAAGAGAUAUAACACUCAGUGGGUCACUUGGUGAGAAAUGAUGUGGACACCUUGCAUAAAGAGAGAAACCAUCUAGUGGGCUUUAUCUUUAUAAGAGUGUAUGCUUUCAGUUUAUGCUUGCCAAAUAUAAAUAAAUCUAUAACUAAGCUAUAAAAACUCAAGUUUUUUUAGGACCAUGUAUAACAUAAUGGAUAAUAUUUUCUACAACUUCAUUUUUUUUUAUAAAAACUCAAGUUUUUGAAGAGCUAUAAAAACCCGUAGAGUUUACCUCAACACCAUAUUUUUUUUCCUUUUUGCUAGGGUGGACUGUAGAGUUACAUUCGGCAAAAAAAAUGAAAAAAAAAAGAAAGAGAGUGACAUGUGAUAAGGCCUGGCCCGCCUCCCUCCACUCCUCCAGCCUCACGGCCCAUGGGAGCCCAGGCCAGGCCCAUCGAACACAAUUUCUAAUUUUAUAUCCCUCGACCACCCAACCAGCCACAUGAUUUUGCGACUUUCCCAAAUUAACCCAAGCCACCUAGAACCUUCCCAAAAGCUUUCCAUCUCACACCCUCCGCUCCCCUCCACUACUCGCUGACGUGUACGCGUACGACUCCUCCUCACUUCUGGGCCCACGCGGGUCACGCAGGGGCAGACUCGUCAAUUCCUCGCCACGAACCGACUCCCACCCUCCCGGAUAUAAAUUCACACGCCCCGCCCCCAAUUCUCCCCUCCUGAUCCAAAUCCAAAUCGCCCGAAAUCCCGCCGCUCUCCCGCGCGAGAUCCGUUCCCAGCCAAAAAUUUCCCGCCCGCCGCCCGCCCAAAUCCUUCCCGCCCGCGCCCCCUCUCCGGAUUCAAACGGCCGCCGGGGGUCCGUCCUUUGAAACCCGAUCGGAUCUGACCCCUUCCCCCCACCGCACUCGGCACACCCGCGCUCUCCCCGCGCCGCGCCAAGGGAGGGGAAGCGACCGACCGGAUCCCGUCGGCGUCGCUCAUGGCGGUGAUCACCGGGCGGCCGCCGAAGCGCGUGCGGGUGACGGCGGGGCCGCGCGCGCUGGACCUGCGGCCGUUCCCGGCCGCCGGCGAGCCGGUGCCGCCGCCACCACGCGGGGCGUUCCGCGACUGCGUGCGCGCGUUCCUGGCGCGGUCCGCGGAGCCCGCCGACGGCGCGUGGCGGGUGGCCUUCCGCGUCGGGGAAGGGGGCGGGGACGGGGCGGUCGUGGGGAUGGAGGUGGUCGAGGAGGACGUGGCUAGGGCCGGGGCCGGGCGGAUCUACUGCGAGCACUGCACCGUUGCCGGCUGGAGCAGACACCCUGUUUGUGGGAGGAGGUACCAUUUCAUAAUUCGGAAUGAAUAUGACGUGCAAGACUACAAAACCUGCAAGCAUUGUGGGUUUAUGGCCCAGUUGUUUGAAACACGGUGCCCGUCAUGCAAAAAUGGGAUCUCCUAUGAUGAUCCGGAAGAUUGGGACUAUAGGCAGCUGGAUAAUCCACGUCACUUGCUGCAUGGCAUUGUACAUGAUAAUGGGUUUGGUCACCUUGUCCGGAUAAAUGGCAGAGAGGGUGGCUCUAGUCUUCUGACGGGGAUUCAACUGAUGGGUUUCUGGGAUCGGCUCUGCAAAUAUCUUAGAGUCAGAAAGGUCUCGCUGAUGGAUGUCUCUAAGAAGUAUGGAACUGAUUACCGGAUCUUACAUGCCAUCACCACUGGUUAUUCUUGGUAUGGCCAAUGGGGAUUCAAACUCAACAAAGGGAGCUUUGGAAUCACAUCAAAAGAAUACUUAAAAGCUGUAGACAACCUUUCCUCAACUCCAUUAUCACACUUCUUCCCCCACUCCCGAUAUCCUCGAAACCAGCUACAAGAUACCAUUUCAUUCUACCAAUCUCUUUCAAAGCACCCUCUCACCACAAUUCGUGAACUGUUCCUCUAUGUGCUGGGCCUUGCCACUAGCAAGGGUAUAAAUAUGCACUAUGGAUCAAUGCAUAAGGAGCAUUCACAUACCCAUAUGCAAGAGACAUGGUCUGAUGAGGAAAUAAAACGUGCAACAGAAAUUGCUAUAAAAGUUCUUCGCGCUGUUGAAAAAACAAGGUGGGUGGCCAUGCGAACCCUAAAGGCAGCCAUGUGCCAUCCAAUUGGUUCACCGCAGCUAGUUGACUACUGCCUCAAGACCCUUGGUACCAGAACAAUUGAUGGAAUGAUGGUUGCCGUCAGAUGCAACAGUGAGACAAACACCCUCGAGUACAGGCUUACAGAUGAACCCAUCAUCCUGCCGAAUGUAUCCAUGCCAACUCAAGACCAUCUUCACCGUGACAUAAAGUUCUUGCAUGAUGCUCUACUCUACCCACAUACAAUGCAUCCAUACAAACCGGAAAACUGUUAUGAGCAAGCCAAGAGGUCUGCCAUGAUACUUUUGGACUGCAAACAAUUCACGAAGCAUUAUGACCUGGAACAGGAGUUCUUGCCUCAAAACCCAUCCAUGUUGCACAUGUGGUGCCAAGUAGAGCUGUUAGACCAGGUUGGUGAUCCACCUUGCAUCCCACCAGAGCUCCUAACUCUUCCACAGACAGCAACUGUGGCUGAUCUAAAGGUGGAGGUGACCAGAACGUUCCAUGACAUCUAUCUGAUGUUACAGUCUUUUGUAGCCAAUCAGCUUCUUGACUGUGGAACUGCAAGUGAGUCAACUCAGCUCAAACUCUUGUUUGGAGCAAAUGGAACUGUUCGCGUCCAAGGCAGAUGUGCUGGUGGUGAACGCAGGGUUGGAAUUUACCGGAUGGAGAGAGGUGUGGAUAAAUGGACGGUCAAUUGCUCUUGUGGAGCUAAGGAUGAUGAUGGUGAGAGGAUGCUGUCUUGUGACUCUUGCCAUGUGUGGCAGCACACUAGGUGUGCUGGGAUUAGUGAUUUUGAUCAGGUGCCAAAGAGAUAUGUAUGUAACUCUUGUAAAUUACUCCACAAGCAUAAGAGCAGUGGGCCCAGGCCAGUUUAUAAUAGUGGCCCAAGCAAAAGAUGCAAGAUUGGCACAGGAGCCUUUAGCCAUGUAGGUGGGGGAUUUUUGAGGCCUCACAUUGGUUGACAUGUAAAUAUCAAUAAAAUAACAGCGAGUUUAUAUGACAUGCCAGUUUGUGGAUGUUAACUUUUUGAUAUAACUAAUAAAUUGUCUCAACUUA